Babesia microti strain RI is the source of this 1005-nucleotide messenger RNA. RefSeq names its product preprotein translocase subunit YidC. Lineage: Eukaryota; Apicomplexa; Aconoidasida; Piroplasmida; Babesiidae. The record is from RefSeq and is a predicted model, not a curated record. The coding region runs from base 1 to 1005 and encodes 334 amino acids. Gene Ontology annotation, molecular function: membrane insertase activity. Gene Ontology annotation, biological process: protein insertion into membrane. Gene Ontology annotation, cellular component: membrane. The transcript has a single exon.
AUGUUAAAUUGUAGGAACUUUCUAAAAAUUAACAUCGCGGCUAGAAAUUUUCAUAUACAUCCUACAUUAAAGUGCAGAUAUAUCACAACGGAUGGAAACAUCGGUACUUUUUGGGAAGAUGAAUUAUCGGUUCCAUUAAACCCUUCAAUUGAUGAAUUACACAAAUGUAAUACUUACCAUGAAUAUUUAACACAAAGGGUUAGAAAAUAUAUGAAAUUGACCGUGGAAGACCUAGAUAAAAAAUCAUUUUUCCUCGUUGAACUUCUACAGGAAACUUUGGCUGCAAUUCACAGCUCUACAGGUUUGCCUUGGUGGAUUGUUAUUUCGGGUUUCACUGUUACUCUAAAAUUGGCAAUGCUCCCAUUAUGGGCCUCUGCUGAGAGGAAUAGAAGGAAAAACGCCGCAGCAAUGCCCAUACUCGCGGAUUUACAAAAUAGAUUAUUUGAAAGUAAGCGCAAAAAGGAUUAUCAGGAAAUGCUAAAGUUGCAACGAGAAUUGUUUCUAAUUAUAUCUGAGAGAAAGAUCAUCAAGAGCGCAUUUAUCCAAGGAACAUUAUCGUUUUUUCAAUUUGCCACCUUCUACUGGGUGUAUGCGACACAACGCAGUUUAUGUAGAAACACUGAAAGAACACCUGAUUUCAUCUUGGAAGCUCCAUUGUGGCUUGACAGUAUUGCUCUGCCUGAUCCUUAUUACAUUUUCCCCACUUUUGCCGCGGCACUGUUAUUAACAAUUUACAACAACAAUUUGGCCACCAAGAAUGCUAUCAAGCACGAACAGACACUAAAAAUACACAAAAAUAAUAAAUCUGCGGGAAACAAAAAGGAGAAGGCCAUACAAAUAAUAGGAAAAUUUGCUAUUUACUCUUUCAUACUAGUAUCAUACAGCAUGCCUGCUGGAGCCUUUUUAUAUUUGGCACCUAGCUUCGCCUUUCAUGCUUUACUAAGACUUGCAACCAAGAAUGACUCCUUCUGCCGUUUUUUCCAGCUAGGUAAAGUGGUCAAUUAG